AUGUUUGUUUUGGAAAGGGAAAACAUUUACGUGUACCUGAGAUUGUUGAAUUUAGACUUACAGGGAAUAUUGUGCACGCCUUGGGUCCGACAAAAGUUGAAGUUAGGAAUCUUUCGUCUCUCUUGCGAACGUGUUCUUGAAAUGUUAAGGGAAGACAAACAAGUUCUUUUGUUAUUGUUGGAAACAUUCAAAUUUGAUUCAAUGUUGGACCUGAGUUCUUUACAGAGUGCUUCCACAACUCGAAAAACUCACGAGGAAAUGGCCUCAGAAGUUAUAAAUCGAAUUGAACAGAAACUUUUGGGAUGUGAAUUAAUUUAUAAUCGAAGCAAUGUUCAUUCCAAAGAUAUGGAAGGAAUUAAUAAUAACAUUAUAAUGGCUUCGGGAAUGUUAAGAUUGCCAAAAGUGAAUACAGGAGAAGAAAAUACAAAUGAUGAAGGAGAAGAAUUAAAUGAGGAGGAUUUGAGUAAAGCAAGAGAUCUUAAAAAAGAACCGACACCCUCUUCUGAAUGGAAAGAAAGUGAACAAUUGAGUGUUUCAGAGCAGGUUGAUUUAUUAAUAAACGAAUCAACUGAUCUAAGCAAUUUGGCGUUAAUGUAUGAGGGUUGGACUUCUUGGGUAUGA
Molecule: messenger RNA, 621 nt
Organism: Meloidogyne enterolobii
Lineage: Eukaryota; Metazoa; Nematoda; Chromadorea; Rhabditida; Meloidogynidae
Source: the annotation of a GenBank genome assembly